Aspergillus clavatus NRRL 1 is the source of this 1554-nucleotide messenger RNA. Its product is annotated as inorganic phosphate transporter. Gene Ontology annotation, cellular component: membrane. Lineage: Eukaryota; Fungi; Ascomycota; Eurotiomycetes; Eurotiales; Aspergillaceae. The record is from RefSeq and is a predicted model, not a curated record. Gene Ontology annotation, biological process: phosphate ion transmembrane transport. The coding region runs from base 1 to 1554 and encodes 517 amino acids. The transcript is spliced from 6 exons.
AUGGUUCUCCAUCAGUUUGAUUAUCUGUUUGCCAUUGGCACCAUCUUCGCCUUCCUUGAUGCAUGGAACAUCGGUGCCAACGAUGUCGCCAACUCCUGGGCGACAUCCGUCUCGUCUCGCUCGUUGAAGUACUGGCAGGCCAUGGUGUUGGCUUCGAUCAUGGAGUUCGGUGGAAGUAUUGGUGUUGGUGCCCGUGUCGCAGAUACCAUCCGGACAAAAAUCGUCGAUGUUAAGCAGUUCAGCGAUAACCCGGCCCUUCUUAUGCUGGGUAUGGUCUGCGCUAUCACUGCCUCCUCCAUUUAUCUCACCGUCGCUACUCGUCUCGGUUUACCGGUCUCAACCACACACUCGAUCAUGGGUGGUGUCAUUGGUAUGGGUAUCGCCGCUCUUGGUGCCGACGGCAUCAAAUGGUGGGGAGGAGACAUCAACUCGGGUGUUGUCCAGAUUUUUCUCGCCUGGAUCAUUGCGCCUGCUCUCAGGAUCACGCUGAAUGAUGCCGAGACUGCCGGUGUGAUCGUCGGCGUCGGCGCCGCCGUCGCUCUGGUGAUCGCCGCCUUUUUCCUUCCCUGGUUGCAUCGCAAAGUCAUCAAGGGUGACUGGGAGCUGCAGUGGUGGCACGUCUUCCAGGGCCCUCUGGUCCUGCGCCGCGGCGAGGUUCCUCCCGCCCCUGCAGGCCACCAGAACAUCCAAAACUUCUACGAAGGCCACAAGACGCUGGAGGAGCUGGAGCGCGAGCGUGCAGAUCCCCACAGAGCCACACCCUCCGAUGAGGAAAGCGAGGCUGGUAAGCGUGGAGCUGAGAAGGAGAAUGGCGUCCUCGCUGCCUCGACUGAGGUCAACGAGCAGAAGUCCACUCUCAUCGGGCCUCGUCCCGAAGGUGCAGCGCUCCACCCUGCUGUGCUCUUCUGGCAGUUCCGUCGCUUCUUCUUCCGCGGUAUUGAACAGGACGUUGUCAGCCUGCAGAAGAAGCGGAAUAUUUUGACCGGCGACCUGGAGAUGGUCCACGCCCACGCCAGGCACUACGACAACAAGGCCGAGUAUAUGUACUCCUUCCUGCAGAUCAUGACUGCUGCUACGGCUUCUUUCACCCACGGCGCCAACGACGUUUCUAACGCUGUUGGCCCCUAUGCCACCAUCUACUAUGUCUGGUCCACGAAUGACCUCAAGUCCAAGAGCCCUGUUCCCUACUGGAUUCUUGCUUUCGGAGGUGCCGCCAUUGUCAUUGGUCUGUGGACCUACGGCUACAACAUCAUGCGCAACCUGGGCAACAGAAUCACCCUCCACUCCCCAUCGCGUGGUUUCUCCAUGGAGCUCGGCUCCGCCAUCACUAUCAUCAUGGCCACCCGCCUAAAGCUCCCCAUUUCCACCACCCAGUGUAUCUCCGGCGCCACUGUUGGUGUUGGCCUGUGCAAUGGCACCUGGCGCACAAUCAACUGGCGCAUGAUCGCCUGGAUCUGCUUCGGCUGGUUCAUUACCCUCCCCGUCACUGGUAUCAUCUCCGGAUGUCUGAUGGGUAUCAUCAUUAAUGCUCCUCGCUGGGGCUUGACUUAUUAG